AUGUCUACGAAUGUCGACGAAAAGUGCGAGGAGCCGCGAUUGAUGCAUCGCCUGCCGUCCGUCGCCGUCGUCGCGGCGUCGCGGGCGUCGACGAAGAACCCGCGAGAGCGUCGGGCGAUUGACGUCCCGCGCCGCCUGGGGUCCACCGCCGAUCACUGCGUCGAGGCGUACGCGAGGGAGAGCGCGAGAGGGCGGCGGCUGGCGGCGGCGGCGGCGGCGUGCGCGCGGGCGUCGCGGGGACGGCCGGAUGUCCGGGCGAUGACGGUGCUGCUGGCGCAGGCGAAAGAGCUGUGUGAUCGACGACGACGAGGGUUGGUGCGUGGCUUGGUGGAUUGCGCGCGGGGGGGGGAGGCGAUCGCGAGACGAUUGCGAGCGUUCGCGGAGACGAAUGCGUGGACGGCGACCGAGUUGGAGUGCGCGGGCGGAGACGCGGCGGCGAUCGGGGCGAUGAAAAGGGCGCUCGCGAAGGCUGAACGCGAGGAGGCGACGAUGGUGGAGGAAACGCUCGGGUCUUCGAGGAAGCGUGGGAGGGCGUCGACGGAUGUAGAGGAGACAAAGGCGAAAGCGGGCGCGACGAUGGCGGACGACGGACGAUCGCCGAGAAUCAGCGCGCCGUCUCCCGUGUUCGCGGCCGACCGGGAGAAAGACGAGGACGACGACGGCGACGACGAGGACGACGACGCAAACGAUAAAUCGGAGGAUCAACUCAUGCUCACCGCGGAGGAGCCCGAGGAGGCGUCGGAUGAGGAGACGCUGACGCCAUCGCCGACGAUGGAGACGCAACCGCUCUCGGGCGACGAUUCCGAACCUGAGGUGGACACGUUUACGUCACCGACGACUAAAAAUGUCGUUCAGAUCUUGAUGGAAAUGGACACACGCAACGCCGCGUACUCUCUCGAUCCCGAGACUGAGGAAUGA
Molecule: messenger RNA, 918 nt
Organism: Ostreococcus tauri
Lineage: Eukaryota; Viridiplantae; Chlorophyta; Mamiellophyceae; Mamiellales; Bathycoccaceae
Product: unnamed product
Exons: 1
Coding region: 1-918 (305 amino acids)
Source: RefSeq, a predicted model, not a curated record